UUUUAGUUGCCCAGCAUUCCACAGACCUGGACCAUUUCAUUGAGAUCUAUAUAUAACACAGAGGGGACGCUGCUUGCCAGAGCAACACAAGUCUAGCAGCACAGGAAAAGGAUUAUACAGAAAGAUAAAGUUUCUCUGUUCACAAAUUCAAGAUGGAAGAUCCCAUUCAGCUAAAGGAAGAGGGCAACAAAUAUUUCAAGGCUAAUGAUUAUGACCAGGCUAUAGACUGCUACAGUAAAGCCCUGAAACUUAUAACAGACAAGAAGAUACAGGCUCUGCUGUACAGAAACAGGGCAGCCUGUUACCUUAAAAAGGAAAAUUAUGUGCAGGCUGUGACAGAUUCAACAAAAGCUAUUGAUGUGGAUGCAUCAGAUGUCAAAGCUCUGUUCAGACGCUGCCAGGCACUGGAGAAACUUGGGAAACUGGAUCAAGCAUUUAAGGAUGUUCAAAGAUGUUCAACAAUUGAACCAAAGAAUAGGACAUUCCUGGAGACACUACACCGUCUUGGGUCUGAAAUACAGGAGAAGCUACGUGUUCAGUUUUCCACCGACUCCAGAGUUCAGCAGAUGUUUGACAUCUUGCUUGAUCAGAACAGUGAUAAAGAAAAGAGAGAGAAGGCAGCCAACAAUCUCAUAGUCCUGGGAAGAGAAGAUGCUGGUGCUGAACGGAUUUUCCAGAAUAAUGGUGUGAAUCUUCUCAUGCAAUUGGUGGAUACCAAAGAUCCAGAGCUGAUCUUGUCUGCAGUAAGAACUCUUUCUGGCAUGUGCACUGGGCAUAAGGCACGGGCAACAGCUAUUCUGCAUGUAGUGGGUUUUGACAAAAUCUGCAGUAUUAUGGCUGUAGACCAUGAAGAGAUAGCCCUUGCGACAUGUAACCUGGUGCAGAACAUUGUGGAUUCUUUAACUGGCGAGGAUAAGAGGGAGCAUGGAAAAGAAGAAGCUUUGGUUUUGGACACAAAAAAAGACUUGAAAAUGAUCACAACCCUUCUGUUGGAUAUGCUCUCCAGUAAGAAAGUAUCUGGGCAUGGCAGGGAUCAAGCGCUGAAUCUGCUGAACAAAAAUAUCCCUCGUAAAGUCUUACAUAGGAAUACAGACAACUCCAAAACACUUUUUGUGGUUGACACAGGUUUGAAGAAGAUUCUAAAGGUUUUGAGUCAAAUACCAGAACUACCUAAUUGUCUUCCUUUGACUGCGAACACACGAAUAAAUGCCUCUAUUCUGCUGAAUAAGCUUUAUGAUGACUUAAGGUGUGACCCUGAGAGAGACAACUUCAGAAUAAUCUGUGAGGAAUAUAUAACAGGCAGUUUUGACCCAAAGAAUAUGGAGAAGAACUUGCAUGCCAUACAGACCAUAUCUGGUAUCUUGCAAGGGCCCUUUGAUCUUGGAAACAAGCUCCUUGGUAUGCAGGGAGUAAUGGAGAUGAUGGUUGCAUUGACUGCAUCAGAUAAAGAAAUAGAUCAACUUGUGGCUGUAGAAGCUCUGAUUCAUGCCUCCACAAAGCUCAGCCGGGCCUCCUUUAUCAUCACCAAUGGCGUGUCGUUAUUGAAAGAGAUCUACAAAAAGACAAAGAAUGAAAAGAUUAAGAUUCGUGCUCUGGUGGGACUCUGUAAACUCGGUUCCGCUGGUGGUACGGAUUAUGCAUUAAGGCAGUUUGCUGAGGGUUCUACAGAUAAACUUGCUAAGCAGUGCAGAAAGUGGUUAUGCAACCCAGAAAUUGACAUACAAACCAGAAAGUGGGCAGUGGAAGGCCUGGCUUACCUGACCUUAGAUGCUGAUGUAAAGGAUGACUUUGUAGAAGAUGAGCAAUCUCUGAAAGCCAUGUUUGAACUAUCAAAGACAGCUGAUAAGACCGUCCUUUAUUCUGUGGCAACCACUCUGGUGAACUGCACCAACAGCUAUGAUGUGAAAGAGGUCUUACCCGAGCUGGUACAGCUGGCAAAGUUUUCUAAGCAGCACGUUCCUGAACAACACCCAAAGGACAAGAAAGAUUUUGUAGUGAAACGUGUGAAAAGGCUACUAAAAGCAGAUGUGAUUUCUGCCCUUGCUUGCAUGGUGAAAGCAGAUAGUGCUAUACUUACAGAUCAGACCAAAGAGCAACUUGCCAGGGUUUUCCUGGCUUUGUGUGAAGAUCCCAAGGAUCGUGGCAUUAUUGUUGCCCAGGGAGGAGGCAAGGCCAUGAUUCCUCUGGCUUUAGAAGGUACAGAUGUUGGGAAAGCAAGAGCCUCUCAUGGUCUGGCUAAAAUUGCAGCUGUAUCAAACCCAGAUAUGGCAUUCCCAGGAGAAAGGGUGUAUGAAGUUGUCCGUCCUUUGGUCAGUUUACUGAACACAGAGAGAGAUGGCAUCCAGAACUUUGAAGGACUCCUUGGCCUUACUAAUUUAGCUGGAAAGAGUGACAAGCUGAGGAGUAAAAUUGUAAAGGAAAAGGCUCUUCCUGAAAUUGAAAACUACAUGUUUGAGAAUCAUGAGCAGAUUCAGCAAGCUGCCACUGAGUGCAUGUGUAACAUGGCGACAAACAAAGAGGUUCAAGAGAGGUUCAUAGCAGAAGGAAAUGACCGACUGAAGCUGGUUGUCUUGCUGUGUGGAGAAGAUGAUGAAGUAAAACUGCAACGAGCUGCAGCAGGAACCCUGGCAAUACUUACAUCUGCCCACAAAAGGCUGUGUCACAAAAUGACAGAAGUGACUACUCAGUGGAUGGAGAUCCUGCAGAGACUGUGUCUGAAUGAUGACUUGCAGGUCCAGCACCGUGGAGUUGUGAUUGCAUGCAAUCUUAUCUCUGCUGACAAAGACCUGGCCAAGAAACUGGUGGAGUCUGAGAUGCUUGAGAUUCUGACAGUACUUGGCAAGCAAAAGGAUAACCAAAAGAACCAGCAUAUUAUCAAUGUGGCACGUGAGGCUCUGAUUAAAUGCCUGGAUUAUGGCUUGAUUAAGCCUUUCUCUUGAGUGGCACAGAGUAACUGCUAACAUGGCUGCCACUAUUACGUCUCAUGUGAGGUUAGAGUGGAUGCAAGGGUUACAUUCCCACCCAUAGAUCUGUAACAACACUAUUGUAGAAGCAACAGAAGAAUUAUUGGAUGGUUUACAGCUAAGCUUCUUUGUAAUUUGAAGACACAGAUGGUAUCAGGGCAAAGUCAAAGAGAAUUUUCUGGAUUUGCAUAAUAAAAAAUAAUCCAUCUCCGUUUUUCACCUGUUACUGAAUCAAUCUGCAUCAAUCUGUACUUAAAUCUUUUAUUUUUAGAUAUCAUACAUAGGAAUAUAUAUGCAUUGUUAGAAAUGCAUUCAACAGCUAUUUGUUUUGGCAACUGUGUCCCCUUCCCCUCAAAUCAUCAUUUAUUAUAUAUUUUAGGGGCACUGUAUUAGUACAAUGAGAAAAAUAAAACAUAGUAUUUUCAAUUGUUUUUAUUAUUGUAUGACAUGGAGAAAAAGAAAAUGCAUUUGUAUUUUUUUCUGACUGUUUUCUGUUUUUUUUUUACUAAAAUAAAGUUGCUCAUACUCUAAA
Molecule: messenger RNA, 3495 nt
Organism: Bombina bombina (fire-bellied toad)
Lineage: Eukaryota; Metazoa; Chordata; Amphibia; Anura; Bombinatoridae
Gene: UNC45B
Product: unc-45 myosin chaperone B
Exons: 20
Coding region: 153-2939 (928 amino acids)
Molecular function (GO): Hsp90 protein binding
Source: RefSeq, a predicted model, not a curated record